CCCUUUAAGCGCGGGCGGUGGGGGCGGGGCCGCCCUGCGGACGUGGCGGCGCGGCCGCCAUUCCGGCGGCCAUGAGGAGCGGCGGCAGAGCCCCCCGCGGAGAAUGGCCGGCAGGGGCGCCGGCCGCGGCCUGCAGCCGCCUGCGGUGUCGCCGCCGCCUGUCAGCGGGCACCUGUUCCCCUUCGUGAGCGCGGCGGAGGGCGAAGGCCCGGAGGAGGAGGGCGAGGUGUCGGAGCUGCGGCCCCGAGGCAGGGAGAAGGUGCGGAGGAGCGCGUCAAGGGACCGGCUGGACGACAUCGUGCUGCUGAGCAGGGAUAUCCAGGAGGGGGACACGCUGAACGCCAUCGCGCUGCAGUUCUGCUGCUCGGUUGCAGAUAUCAAGAGAGUUAACAAUCUUAUCAAUGAUCAAGAUUUUUUUGCCCUGAGAUCUAUCAAAAUUCCAGUGAAAAAGUUCAGUGUGUUGACUGAAACACAUGUCACUCCAAAAGGAAGACCAGUCCUUCGGCCUGCUCACUGUUCUCCAGAAGUGCAGGAAGCGUCACCUUCUGAUAAAUUCCCUGCUAAUGAGACUGCUGGCAACUUCUUAAAAGAACUGGAUCGAGAUAUAGAAGAAAUAGUGAAGUGUAAUGAUACAAAGAGAGAAAAUCUUAAUGAAGUUGUUUCUGCCUUAGCAGCCCAACAGAUCUGCUUUGAAACUGAUGGUAAAACUAAAAAAUGCAAGGAUCCUUACUAUGGAGCAGACUGGGGUAUAGGAUGGUGGACAGCUGUUGUGAUUAUGUUGAUUAUUGGCAUAGUAACUCCAGUUUUUUAUCUCCUGUAUUACGAAGUUCUAGUGAAAGCAGAUGUCAGUCACCAUUCGACAAUGGAAUCUUCCAACGUGUUUGUCACAGCAGCAUCGCAUCCGAAACAAAUAGAAAAUGGAAUUAAUCCAGCGAGUAUUAUAAAUGUUGAUAAUCAAGGAGACCUUCAGCCUUAACAGCGGGAAACCCCAGGCAACCGUUAUCCAUAGACACAUAACCUAGCAUUAGAUAAAGGGGAAACCACAGAACACAAAAUACGUAUGGAAAGCGGAGAAAACGUGUACUGAUGUGUGACUUGCCUUUUUGGGCAGUGUUCCACUUCAAGGAUAUUUCUGUGGAUCAUGUAAUCUCUGAAUAUGCCUGACACAGGAGAUUUUAAUGCAAGAUUGGGAUAUCAAGGUAUAAAACUGUCUCUGAAGCUUUGCACUUUUUUCUAUUUUGAUAGGCAUAUGUUUUUUUAAUUAAUGAUGAGAUGAAAAAAUGUAGUUUGAACUAACAGAUGAAAAGUCUCACUGUACCUUUUACAGCCCUAAAAUGGGCAUUUGGGGAUAUCUAACUUUUAAACAUCUUGAAGUAUUUAUAGAUUGCAUAGCACACUUGACAUUUUAAUAUCGGGUUUACAGUUGUCAGUUAAAACUGCGUUUUCAUAAUGCUAUCUUUUGUAUAGAGUAAGAUUUUUUUAAAACCAAAUCAUUCCAUAAUUAAUUGCCACUGCGAAGUUCUUUUUUAAAAGUGACUUUUAUAGAGGCAGUAGCUAAUACUUAAGCUGGAAUCUUCAAAUCUUGUGCCUGUGGUUUAUUCAUUUUUCAGUACUUUUCAGUAUAGGCAGUAAGAUUAUUUGUGACACUGUGCCUCAACACAGUCCAGCUGAGAGUCUUGCUGAUCCUUCCAUGGCAUCCUACUGAAAACUGACUGGGCUGCACUUCUCAUCUGGUCAGCUGUGUAUAGAAUGAAAGAAGUGCAGAUGUGUGGCACUUUGCUGUGAUGGCUUCAGUAGUCUUUAUUUUAUGCUAGAGGAUUUUUUUUUUCCACCUCCAGUUAAUCUCAGUUCAGGACCAACUGAUUAUUCAGACAGCAGUUCCUUGGGUACUAACUGUGCUAAUGGUUUUGUGCCCAUUAACCUCAAACACUAACUUUUUUCUGUAAUCUCCUAGAGAACUUCAAAUGAGAUUUAGUGACUGCUAGCAACACACUGAAAUUGCAGCAGAACAGACCAGGUGGAGCUUUAGACUUGGUUCUUUAUGCAGUAGUGUAUUCAUUAACCACUCUGUUCUUGGAUGAUUCACUUGGGCUUUCCUGAACAACUUUGUUUUUCCUUUCUUUUCUUGACACGAAAAUGCUACAAGAUAAACAAACAAACAAAAACCUGGACUUCUCCUACAGAAAAAAUGAGGUACUUGUGUACUCAGAAUAUUUUUAAGUAAAAACUGAGAUGCUGCCUGCUAUUUUUUGUUUGUUUGUUUUGUUUGCCUUGUGUAGUAAGAUUUACAAUGCCCUGUUCAAAAUACCAGUUGUUAUCAAAGCCUAAGAUAAUAGAAUACAACUUAUAAUCAGUGCCCUUUAAACCAUUAUAAGCUUUCCUUUGAGCGUCUUGACUAAGUAUAUUCCUUAUGAAGAAAUCUGAUAAAGUGAAUGUUUUGUAACUAUUUGAGCUAUUCCAAAGUGCUUUCUUAACUUACAUUUUAAAAGACUUGUGCCCCAUCUAUUGCCCCAAGAAGUGGGGUAAAUACUCUUCACUGCCAUGCCAGUGUAUGGACAUGAAUUAGAUAACUUUUAAUGUAUUCUAUUGAAAUUGAAGCAGGCCAAAGCUUGCAGGGAAAUGCUGUACUUGGAUCUGUGAUCUGUGGCUCUUGAACCCUUUGUUCAAAGUGGCAUCUGUGGAGACAGUGAGACUGCUCAUAGUUCCCACAUAGAAGAGGGAUUGCAAACAGGCACGAAUGUCAUGUUUCACUUAAUGCUUGCUUUCAGAGGUCUUUUAAAAUAAUAGUUGUUCCCAUUAAAAGAACAUGCCAAUAACAGAGGCAUGAAUACUCAAGUACCCAUUCUGCCUAAGGCUGUAUGACAAACUGCAUUGCAAAAUACUUUAUGGUGGCUAAUGUGAAACCACUUCUAUGGCUUGAACUUUAAAAGGUGACUUGCUCUAGUCCAGAUAACAGAGUUUUGGCACAUAGACAAAUUAUUUUUAUGUAGGAUUGAAACUUGGUACAUAACGCAUCAGUUUUUUGCUGCAAGCUUGUUCCUGAUUUGCUUCUUUCCCCUUCUGUUUCUGAAGCCUCAAUAUUUUUAAUAUUUGUCCUUCCAUUUUUUAUGAAGUUCUGAAAGAACAUGAAAUUAGCUAUUGUGAUGAUGCAACAUAAGCCUAAUUUACUGUACAUACCUGAACUGAUGGGUAUUAAAUUGCCAUCGGUACAGAAUUGAACUCAACAUCAGCUGUGGUUUGACUUGGUCAGGAAGGUCUUUGCUGUUGAUGUAUGAGUAAAGAGAUCAAUGGUUAACAGCUGUUUUUUGUCCUGUGGUGGUACAGCCAAAUAGUUCUUCAGUGUAUCUCAGGCUCUGGGCUUUCACAGCGUUGGAUGGCCUGUGGCUGAUUGUCACAGAGUUAAGCCUGACGGGCCUUUAUUUAGUCAUGAGAAAAACACAAAGGGGUAGCAGUUUUAUUGUACCAUGUUACACUCUAACCAAGAGCCCUGUGUGCUUCUACCAUUUUAUGAUGUAGCAUAUUUCAUACAGCUUGUUUUUAAUCUAGAGAGCUGACUUUAUCUGAAGAUACAGUAGGUCUCUUUCCAAGAUUGUAGGACUGCCAGUACUGGUAAUCUGCAGGCAUCAGCUGCUUGGCUUUCUGCAGGAUGCAGGGAUCUUUACUGUUUUCUUCUGAAGCACAACACAGCUGGCAAUGCAUCAUCACAUGUCAGCCCUGAGUAAACACGGUAACUGCUCUGUAUGGAACUUAAAUCUGAUCUAAAUUAAAAAUCUGUAAAGUUAAUCUUUUAGAAACUGACUUGUUUAUAACAAAACAAACAAACCCCAAACAGAACUGAGUGGUAAAUCAUGUUUUAGAUGAAUUACAACACACUGUUGAUCAGGGAGUUGGUUUUCAAUUGAAGUGCAUAUUGCACUGUUGGAUCAUAUAAAAUGUAAAUGUGUUAAAUCUGCUAUAUUUUGGGCUAUGUUGUCACAAAUAGUCUUUGUAUGACUACUUUAUAAAGGCUGAAAAUGUAACUUUGUAAAAUAAUCCUGAACGAGGACGCAAGUCUUAUUUUAAAUACUUCUGCUCCUCUGCUUUUAGAAGAACUUAAGUAAUAUAAGUAAAAUAAAGAUUUUAUUUUAGACUGCA
This is a messenger RNA of Columba livia (rock pigeon), 4134 nucleotides long. It is a transcript of the gene LYSMD3, whose product is annotated as LysM domain containing 3. The transcript is spliced from 3 exons. Gene Ontology annotation, cellular component: Golgi apparatus. Gene Ontology annotation, biological process: Golgi organization. Bases 104 to 976 code for a protein of 290 amino acids. The record is from RefSeq and is a predicted model, not a curated record. Lineage: Eukaryota; Metazoa; Chordata; Aves; Columbiformes; Columbidae.